AAGACAAAGCCCACAGACGGUAACAAAAAGUGCCUGAAAUGUCCUAAUGCUGGACUAGUGACAAGUAGUCGAUAAUUUAGCUGCUUUGAUACGCGAAGUAGCACACCACUUCGUACUGUCGCCGGUUUCCUUGCUCACGAUCUUUUAACGCGGAACAUGUUUAGUAAUAUGGUGGAUAGUGCAAACAUCAGCGUUUCGGAAAUGUUGCUCAGAUUAACAUAGUGCAAAAAACUAAUGAACGUGCUUACGGAUCGAUGCAAAUCACUGACGUCAUGUUCGAUGAGUAAUAACGUCAGUGCGAACAAAAGGUGUUAGUUCUACAUCUCGGCACUAAUAUACUCGUACGUCUGAUCAACGCGAUUUGUUCAGGCUGUUCGUCGACUUUCUGCUAGAGCUAACUCUAAGCAAUGAGUUUGUACACCACGAAUCAGCAUUCAGUGUGUUGAAAGUUACUAGCUGUGACGGAAAACGCAAAUUAUAAAUCAGUAAGGCGUUCAUCUAGUGAUUCGGUACAAUUAGCGCUGAUAAAUAAAUCCAUAGGCUAAAUAUUCGCCACGCAAUUGCUGAGUAUUUGUGUUUACAUGCAUCUAAAUCAACAAAAAGAGGAAAUGCUGAUAAGGGAGUACGGUCUUUGGUGACAUCUAGUUCGUAAAAAUCGAAUGUCACAGCCGAAGGAUAAGUCGGUUAGGGGAUAACUACGGCUACGUAUGCUCCGCAUAUGCCUUCCAAGGCUACACAGCAAAAGAGCUUUGUUUUUUAACGAUCAUACACGCAGAAACUGUCUGAAUUGUUUGAUCUCGGCAUGUUGUUUGAGAAGCUGGGCUUGGCUUUUCUGGCCGGCUGGCUCCUCAACCACCAGAACGCUAGCAUACAUCCUCAACAAUUACGUUAUGCCGUAGGAAAGAAAAUGCUUUUACCCCGAGCAAUUUUUCCACAGAUACUUCCGCCCAAAGAAAUGUCGGAAAAUAUAGAUUUGGACGUUACGAAUCUCCUAUGGCCUCCUAAAUUAACCUGUGGAUGUUUUCCUUCAGCACUUCCCAAAAUCUACGACAGAGCUACACAGACACAACAAGUGGAAGCUGAUGAAAAGGAGCCGAUCGGCUCAAGUUCUCCAUUCUUGCCGCCACCGUUACCGUUUGUUAAUGAUCGAAAAGAAGAGUAUACGGAGGUUGCAAGCACCGAAAUGCAAGAACGGGUUAACAGCAACUACGAAUCGCCGUCAAAUCUAGCUGACGAACUUCAAGAAAUUGAGCAGUUGAAUCAAGAGACGUUUCAUAGUAAGGACGCUAAACAAGCUCAACCGCAAGUCAAGUCACCCUGGGAACCUCUAGCACAGCGAGACAGAAGCCAAUAUCGGCUAAAGAAGAAAAAACAAAGAAAAGAGCCGCCCAAAGAUAGAACGUUAGUCUUGACAGCUCCCAAUAGCUUUUCAAGUCUCAAACCUGAAGAUACAUCUCCGUCCUAUGUUCAAGUAGACGAUCCUGUAGACGUUGGUGCUUCAACGCUGAUUUAUGGGUAUAUGUUGCCACAGCUACCAUACGCCCGUCAAUACCAAUAUCACCAUGAAGACCAACGGCAGCAGCCUCUACCGGAAUAUUCGAUUGUUGAACCAGUAAACGCCGAGGCCCUAGCUGAUCCCGCCACUCUAGGAGCAAUGGUCAUGUCAUCCGAUGUUUACCUCGAUCGUUACAAAUUUCCGCCAUUAGUUCAACCAGUUCCCGAGGAGGAAAAUAAUUAUUUUCGGAAGCGAACGAGCCAAUCAAAUUCAAACGGGAUAAUCGCGGGACACAUCCAGGACAAUGUUAGUCACAGGAAGGCGUUCAAUUUGAAACUUUUUCACCUUCCACUCAUAUCGAUAGACCUCGACAGCAAAGUAUACAAGGAUGAAAGCCUCGUUGCCGACAUAGGUAAACGAAAUGGAUGAUAGAUGUCAUUACCUUACCGAAAACUACGGCAUCUAAGAAACACUACAUACGGCAAAUACGAGGCCUUGCAUCUCAUCGCGACGGCUCCCCGCGGUGGUAAGCUAAAUAAUUAAAUACACCUGACAAAGGACGUUACCCGUUUUCUGGACUCUAUCCCGCGCCUGCUCUACACUAUCGUGACAAAUAUCUAAAAGUUAGGCCCGAUAUCUGAGAACGCUCGUUAAACAUUGGUCCCUUCUGAAAGAGUGUUUGGCAAGGUGAUUGAGCUGUCGUUCUAAUUUGGAGGUUCUUUAAGUGUUCAUAUAAAGCUGCCGCGGAUACCUCAUCGUGAUGACUUGUUAUGUAAUAUAUGGUAUUUGGUUACGUGGGAUUCUGAAUAAUUGAUUAGUACCACUCUGCAUAAAAACGUACUAGAAAAUUGGUUAGUUAUAUAUAUUGUUUUCCCUUUUUAGGCAACAUUCUAAUGCUGUAUAAUGAAUGAUUAAAUACAAAUAAAUUAGGUACUGGCUAGCAGAGAAGUAAGUAAGCCAUCGAACGAUCAUGCGCAUAAAAUAAGCGGAACAGUUUCAACUGUUGUGUGAAAAGGAUGUAACGAUAAUGGAACGCUUGUACUUCUGCUCUCGAACUUUGUUUGUUCAAUCAGAUGGUAUUAUUACUCGAUGCCUAUAGGAAUGUUUUUGAAAGCCGCUCGUAGAAUAUGAACGCUGCAACCUACAAUUCAGAUCGUACAGUAAAGAAGAAAAAAGCCGCUUCACCGCUGAGGCUCAUGAGGUUCAAAUGGCAUCUGUUUCCUUCGAACCUAGCCUAGAAAAUGAGUUAUAUAGUAGUUAAUAGCAAUCGUAAUAAAAUUACAUUGGCCAAGCAUAGUGGACGACAGACGUUUCUGAUGUGCUUUCAGUCUAGGUAGCGCAAGGCAUCUCGUAAUUUUUUUCGAGGAUAGCUAAGCAGCGCGACGCGGCUUUCUAUGCAAAACGAAGUGGAGAUACGCUUACAUGAUAACCAUUCGUACGAAAUCGAUAAUGAGACCCAUAACAGCUGCCGCUGUUGAUAUAUUUAUUUUAUGGCCAGGAUUGCGCACUAACUGAAAAAUACAAUAACUCAAUCAAUUGUAUCUGGGCAUAAUCAGCCCGAACCAUUUAAUGCUUGGGAGUAUAUAGUUUCGGCAAUAUUUCUUUAUCGUCAUUUCGAAAAGUGUCACUUACGGGUGCUCUACUACGAUCAUACGAUCUAUAAUUAUACAGGAAACUAACUUGCUACUAUUAUGAUUACGUUCUCUGAUAUGACUACGUGGCUGAUUCGUGUAACCCUCCUCGACAGCAGUACUGUCCCUAAUAGGCUUCCCGUAAUGGCGACUAUGUAAACCUGGAUGAGCGAUUCUGGCCGACAAAUCUCAACUGAAGGAUUUCAUAAUACCCACUAUCGUUGAAAGACUAUCCGCAAGAUCGUCAUCAACCAGAAUGUAUAAUUCUGAAUCGUUUGAAAAAUUUUGUUGUGUGAAAAUAGUUUACACACCGGUAUUGUUAGUAGUAGGUAUGGCAGUUAAGGAGGCCGA
Molecule: messenger RNA, 3477 nt
Organism: Varroa destructor (honeybee mite)
Lineage: Eukaryota; Metazoa; Arthropoda; Arachnida; Mesostigmata; Varroidae
Source: RefSeq, a predicted model, not a curated record